AUGAAGAAAACAAAAGAGGAUGAAGUGAGAAAGGAGAAGAUAUUCUCCAAGAUGAACGCAGGAGCAGCAGUAGGUGAAGGAGGAAAGGCCGCUCCCCCCAAAUUCAAGCAGAAGGGGGCCAGGCAGUUCAAGAGCAAGGCUCCUAAAGCCGGACAGAAGGGGUUUGACAACGACGUCCCAGGGAUGGAGGGUCUUGGAGACUCUGCGGUGGUUUGCCCCUGGGAGGCGUUUGGUGACAUGGAGCUGAGCGACCUGGCUCAGUUUGGCAUCGUCUAG
Molecule: messenger RNA, 276 nt
Organism: Scomber japonicus (chub mackerel)
Lineage: Eukaryota; Metazoa; Chordata; Actinopteri; Scombriformes; Scombridae
Product: retinal cone rhodopsin-sensitive cGMP 3',5'-cyclic phosphodiesterase subunit gamma-like
Exons: 4
Coding region: 1-276 (91 amino acids)
Biological process (GO): positive regulation of G protein-coupled receptor signaling pathway; visual perception; positive regulation of epidermal growth factor receptor signaling pathway
Cellular component (GO): photoreceptor outer segment membrane
Molecular function (GO): cGMP binding; 3',5'-cyclic-nucleotide phosphodiesterase activity
Source: RefSeq, a predicted model, not a curated record